Molecule: messenger RNA, 537 nt
Organism: Magnolia sinica
Lineage: Eukaryota; Viridiplantae; Streptophyta; Magnoliopsida; Magnoliales; Magnoliaceae
Product: LOB domain-containing protein 12-like
Exons: 2
Coding region: 46-537 (163 amino acids)
Source: RefSeq, a predicted model, not a curated record
CUCUCUCUCUCUCUCUCUCUCUCUUUGUGUAUCUCUGUCAAUCAAAUGGGGGGAAACUCUCCAUGCGCUUCCUGCAAAUUGCUACGACGAAGAUGUGCAAAGGACUGCAUUUUCGCCCCGUUCUUCCCUUCCGACGACCCCCAGAAAUUCGCCAUUGUUCACAAGGUCUUCGGCGCCAGCAAUGUUAGCAAAAUGCUACAGGAGCUUCCAAUCCAGCAGAGAGCUGAUGCAGUGAGCAGCCUAGUCUAUGAAGCGAAUGCGAGGGUGCGGGACCCCGUCUACGGGUGUGUCGGGGCGAUCUCGUACCUACAAAACCAAGUGUCUCAGUUGCAAAUGCAGCUAGCUGUGGCCCAAGCAGAAAUAUUGUGUAUUCAGAUGCAGCAGGAGCCCAGCUUGCCAGACCAACAAAUGGAAGCUGAUGAGAAAUCAUUUGUCACGCCCAAUAACCUAAACAGCCUUCCUCAGUUCAUGAACUAUGGCACUUCUAGCAAUGUAACAAUUCAAGAGCCUCUUAAGAGAGAGUCUCUUUGGACAUGA